Parnassius mnemosyne (clouded apollo) is the source of this 3181-nucleotide messenger RNA. The record is from the annotation of a GenBank genome assembly. Lineage: Eukaryota; Metazoa; Arthropoda; Insecta; Lepidoptera; Papilionidae.
GAGAGGUGUAAGACAGGGUGACGUCAUAUCCCCGAAACUCUUCACCGCUGCAUUGGAAGACGUUUUCAAGCUUCUGGACUGGAAAGGAUACGGUAUCAACAUCAAUGGCGAGUACAUCACUCACCUUCGAUUUGCCGACGGUAUAGUCCUUAUGGCAGAAUCGCUGGAGUACCAAGCACUAUGCUCAAUGACCUCAAUAGUGUUUCCCAACGGAUAGGUCUUAAGAUGAACAUGGACAAAACUAAGAUCAUGUUUAAUGUCCAUGUCACACCAAUGCCGGUAGUUGUUGGGAACACUAAGCUCGAAGUUGUUGACGAGUAUGUUUACCUGGGACAAAUAGUCCGACUAGGUAAGUCCAACUUCGACCGUGAGGUCAAUCGACGGAUUCAACUCGGUUGGGCAGCGUUCGGGAAAUUACGGCACAUCUUCUCGUCAGGUAUACCUCAAACCUUGAAAACGAGACUGUACACCCAGUGCGUGUUGCCAGUGAUGACAUACGGAACUGAGACGUGGUCCUUCACUGCUGGCCGGAUGAGGAAGCUCAAGGUCGCUCAGCGAGCUAUGGAGAGGGCUAUGCUCGGAGUUUCUCUGCGUGAUAAACUUAGAAAUGAGGAUAUCCGCAGUAGAACCAGAGUAACCGACAUAGCCCAACGGAUUAGUAAGCUGAAGUGGCAAUAGGCCGGCCGUAUAGCUCGAAGAACCGACAACCGAUGAGGAAGAAAGGUUCUUGAGUGGCAGCCUCGUACCGGUAGGCGAAGUGUAGGGCGUCCCCCCACGAGAUGGAGUGACGACCUGGUAAGACAUGCAGGAAGUCGAUGGAUGCAGGUGGCUCAGGACCGUGCUUUGUGGCAUUCUUUGGGGGAGGCCUAUGUUCAGCAGUGGACUUGUGAAGGGCUGUAAUGAUGAUGAUGAUGAUGACUAGCGAUCCGUCCCGGCUUUGCACGCGUGAUUUCUGGAUCUCGACAACAGCGCCACCUGCCGAGUUCAAUUGUGAAUUUAGACUGUCCAGAGACUCACUCAAACGCAAAAAAUUUCUACGAAAUCGGCCCCCCGGCCAUUUUCAAGUAUUGUCGAGACUACGGAAUGCAAUUCAUUGAUUGUUAUAUUUAAAUAGGUACUAGCUGUUCUCCGCGACUUGGCCCGCUUGCAAUUUAGGGUUUUAAUUUUAUUUGCAAGGAACCCUAAUUGUUUUUCUAUAAUAAAAGUAGCCUCGGUUACUCCUUAUGACAUCAGCUAUAUGCCAGUGAAAGUCCCAUCGAAAUCGGUCCAGCCGUUUCGGAGAUUAGCCAGAAAAAAGACGACAGACAAAAAUUUAAAAAAAUGUGUUUUUGUUAUAAGUUCCCUAUAAACUUUCAUAAUAUGCAUUUAGUAAAAAGCUGUUAUUUUGACUUUACAAACAGACACUUCAAUUUUAUUUAUUUGUAUAGAUAAGUAGGUUAAAUAAUAGUGUACUCAUGUAGCCCUGGCGGAUUUUUAAUACUAUACUAAAUUUCUUCACUACGUCGAUAAAGAAGUUUCACUUAAAAAAAUACUAACCUACCUUAGUCGCAGUGAUACUGGUCUCUCUAGACCAGCAUAGCUGCUCGUAUAAAAAAAUAACUUACCCUAACCCAUUGAGUUAUAUGUAUUACGUACUAGAGAAGCUAUUCCAAACAAAAAUUGUGCGCUACUCUAUGUGUUCGCGCAUGCGCGGGAGGUAGUAGAGUCGCGUAUGCGCGAAGACUGGUUUAAUAUAAAAUAAAUGUAAGAAUUUAAUAUAAAAUACUCUUAUUUUAAUCUAAACAAACUGUAAUAAUAAUUAUGUUAUGGAAUUCACAAAUCUUUAAUUUACGCAAUAUUUAGUGUUAGUGUACGGAUUGCAGUACAGUUCAGUUGAACAUAGUCAAUGUUCGGAAUGCGAAAUCUAGUGCGUAGUACAUAUAUAUCGAUGCCCUGACCUAAUCCCUCGUCGCGGCAGGUGGUACGAAGUGUGCCUGGUGGUAUUGUCGCAGCCGUCGCUGGGCAUCGAGCUGCACGCGCAGGCGCAGGGCACCGGCGUGCCGGCCGCCGCCGUGGCCGCGCUGGGCGCCGCCACCGCGCCCGACUACCCGCACCGCCAGACCGGCUUCGCACUUACCAUCGGAUCUGUCAUGGCCGCUAGCUUGCAGGUCCCUAUGUUUCCACCUGUGUUUCAUUGAAUUUAUGGUAUUUUUGACAAAGUUUCUAAUAUAAUAUUGGUUUUUUGAAGUCAAUUAAAAAUAAGAAGUUUUUGAGGUUUUUUUCUUCUUCUGUGAAAUUGAAGUGGCAAACGAACUAACAGCAUUUGAUGGCAAGUUGUUACUGCAGUCAAUGAACAUUUAUUUUAUAGAAUAGGGUAACAAACGAGCACACAUUCCACCUGAUAGUAAGUGGUUGCUGUGGCCCAUAGACAUCUACAUCUAUCUUCGUUUACGAUUUAAAAUGCAGAUGCGUUGUCAGCCGUGAGGACUAAGAUAGGAUGCCUCUUUUCCAGUAAAAAGGAUCUCCGGUUCUCUAAACUAUUUUACACUGGUAUUUUAAGAGAGCGUGGUCCUUCCCCAGUCAAAUCGAUCCAUUCGUGCUACAACUAUACUAUUAAUAUAGCUGCAGCUUGGCUCGACUACGUACGAAAACAAGCAAGAGUGCCGCCACCUUGCGUUGGAGACCGCCACUUGCGCGUCCAUAGACUACAGUAAACGACCAAUAAGGGCAACCAUCCCUAGGAGCGCGAACUUACGUUUUGCAAUCGUAAUUCUUUCACCUUAAACGUAUCGCAAAACGAAUAUUUAUUAUUAUUAAAUAUUAUGUAUUAUAGCAGUCAGAAAUUUACGUCUAAAACGUCAAAGCAUUAAAUAUAUGUUAAUGAAUCCAGGUACCACAUACGCAGUGGCAAGAAGCAUCAACGGGUGUGAGUAGAAGAGAAAUUCUAUCACUAGCAGCGCGCUCGUUGGCCGGCUCAUACAAAAACUUACUUGCCGUAUCCGCUGCAGAAACUUAAAGACUGAUGGAAUUAUGGAUCUAAUCUAUUACGCAACAAUACUUACUGCUACUUCUGAAAUAAGUUUAUUGUAAUAUAUUAAUAUUAUAUAGUUUUAAUUAAGAGCCGAAAUAAGAGACGAUUAUAAUAUUAUAUAGUUUUAAAGAGAUGAAAUAAGAUGUUAAUUAAAAUUUGUAUUUCGGGGCC